Alnus glutinosa is the source of this 1462-nucleotide messenger RNA. Its product is annotated as nudix hydrolase 2-like. Gene Ontology annotation, molecular function: ADP-ribose diphosphatase activity; NAD binding; NADH pyrophosphatase activity. The coding region runs from base 195 to 995 and encodes 266 amino acids. The transcript has 9 exons. Lineage: Eukaryota; Viridiplantae; Streptophyta; Magnoliopsida; Fagales; Betulaceae. The record is from RefSeq and is a predicted model, not a curated record.
ACGAAUUCCCGUGUGGCCGUGUCUUUACGAGCAGUCGAACAGAGGAAGACGACCCAUUCAAUUCAAAUUCAUAGUCCCAAAAAAUUCAAGACUGCCCGCGUACACCGAAAUACAAAGGUGGCAGAUUCCCUUUCUUUUUGAUAAGAAACGUGUCGGUUCCAACAAGUUCCAUAUCAGCAAGGAAGCCUGUAAUUAUGGAGGAAAAUAGAGUUCAACUUCUAAGCUCAGAUGAUGAUCAUUAUGGAGGAGUUCUUGUAAACGUGAAGCAUCCUAUGGAUUCUAACGCCUUUUCUACUUUGCUGAAAGCUUCAAUACAACAAUGGAAGCAACAGGGGAAGAGGGGUGUCUGGAUCAAAUUGCCCAUCGAACAAGUAAAUCUUGUUGAAGCUGCAGUUAAGGAAGGAUUUCGGUAUCACCAUGCUGAAGCAGAUUACUUAAUGCUCGUGUAUUGGAUUCCUGAAACUACUGAUACUCUUCCAGCAAAUGCUUCACAUCGAGUGGGUAUUGGUGCUUUUGUCAUGAACAGUCAGAGACAGGUGCUUGUAGUUAUGGAGAAUAGUGGCAGAUUCAAAGGAACAGGUGUGUGGAAGUUCCCUACUGGGGUUGUUAAUGAAGGUGAGGAUAUUUGUACAGCUGCAGUUAGGGAAGUCAAAGAAGAGACAGGAAUUGAUACAGAAUUCGUUGAAGUUUUAGCAUUUAGGGAAAGCCACGAGUCAUUCUUUAGCAAAUCAGAUUUGUUAUUUAUUUGCAUGUUGCAACCACGCUCCUUUGACAUCCAGAAGCAGAAUCAGGAGAUUGAAGCAGCCCAGUGGAUGCCAGUUGAGGACUAUGCAGCCCAACCUUUUAUCCGAGAACACGAGCAAUUCAAUUAUAUUGCCAAGAUAUGCUUAGCAAAGUUAGAUAAGGACUAUGCUGGUUUUUCUCGAAUAUCUGCAGCUACAGCUUCUGGCAAAACAAUCUCCCUGUACAGCAGCAAUCUUGGCAAUCAGCAGUAGAGAGGUUUGCACCACCAUACUUCUGACAAUCAGCAGUAGAAAGGCUGAUGUAACACCAUAUAGCUGUGACAAUGAGGCCUGUUAUUCAUCCAAAAAUAAAAAAUAAAAAAAAUAAGGGCAUACUGUACGUAUCGAAUGUUAUACUUCGUCUAGAUUUCUUUACCAUAUGAUAUGAUUAUUCCAUAACUUGAUCAGCACUGUCAUGGCGUCGAUCACAACUUGCAUGACACGUACAUGGAAAAGUUGACUACUGCUCCUUUGAUUUGCAUUAUAACCCCUUGACAGACGCCAAUUUAGCCGACUGCCGAGUUUUCUUUAUUGGUCGUUCUUUCAUCAUUUGUCAUUGUCCCACUUGGGUGAUCAUCGGCUCCUUCUAUUUCUGUAAUUCUUAAUUUUCUGUCCUUUAGCCAAUUCUCCGCUCAUAUUGGAUAAUUACGUGCAAUAAAGUGGUUCAUUAUGUAUCUCAA